This is a messenger RNA of Oryza sativa Japonica Group (Japanese rice), 1609 nucleotides long. RefSeq lists its product as uncharacterized. Lineage: Eukaryota; Viridiplantae; Streptophyta; Magnoliopsida; Poales; Poaceae. The record is from RefSeq and is a predicted model, not a curated record.
CUAGCAGCCUCGCUCUCGCCUCCCUCGUCUCCUCGACGCGAUGCCGCCUUCGCCCUCUCUCAAACCCUAGCCUCCGCCUCCGCCUUUCCCUCCCCUCCCCGUCGCGGGCGCCUCCGCCGCCGCGUCCCCCGUCCCCGUCCCCAUCCCCAUCCUCCGUCCGCUAGCGCCGCCGCUCCGUCCUUCCCAUCCAGAUCGCGCCACCCCGUCCGCCCGCGCGUCGUACGCCUCCACCAGCUGCCGGUCCUCCGCCUCCCGGUCAAGAUCCGGCACCGCGCCGCUUUCCUCCGUCGCCGCCAUCCUCCGUCGCCUCCGCCUCCCGUUCGAGAUCUGCAGCCCCUUCUCUGCACGUCGGUUUCUGCGCUGCCGCCAAGAAGGUUUCAAUUUUGGUAGGAACACCAUCUCAAGUGCUUAUUUAGCAGAUAUUUGCUUGUGGCGAGACAGAAAUUGGCCCUGUUUGUGCAACUAAUUCCUUUCUUCUGUAACCAAGACAGUUCGCAUUUGGCAAGAGAGCGAGGGUGGAAAAUAUAAUUGCAUCCACACAUUGAAAGAUCAUACUGCUGAGGAUAUUCCGCCAUUCGCCACCAUGGCUAACAUCAGAACCGUCUCCAGCCUCGGGGAGGUCAACGGUGCCCUGCAAGAGAUGGGUAUCAAUACGAUUGAUCAAGCUCAUCAAGUUCAAUUUCGUUUACACAAGCAAACAUCCCUUAAAGAAGCAACAGAAAUAAAGAUGAUGAUCCAAACUGGAAGGCAUGGAUUCAGGUUGGUUAACCCUGAGCUUUUAGAUUGUAAGUUUGAUGCCAGGGUUAAGCUAGAGGAGUGGUACAAUACCAUGCUCGACGCAUGCAUGGCACAGUGUGAUCAUGAGCUGUUCUCGCUUGAAGCUAGCAUUGCGGAGCUAAAGGAUCUCAUGCUUUCCACAGACGAUCAGAUUCCACAUAUUGGACCUGAAGUUCACCACAGGAACCGUGGAGUGCAACAAAUGCUCUACCCAAACCCUCCAUUCCCGAUCGAUCCUGAUUAUGAGUUUGGUACUCCGCAACAACGAGUCCCAUAUCAAGCGGCAUACACUACAGAUGCAGAGAGAAAUGACGCAGUUUCUCGUGACAAGCGUGCUCAGAGGGCGGUUUGGAAUACUAAUCUCCGUCUUCUAGAGGUGAAGAAAUCCGCCCUGGAGAAGAAGAAGACUGAGCUGGAGAGACGUCUGAAGGCGGAGUUCAAGAAAGUGAAUGAGCAGCAAUCUGACUUGGGGGUUGGAUAUGCGAACUACCAGUCUCCUUACCAGGCAUAAAGAGGAGCAUCCGUGGUGCUGAGGUUGGUCAGGUUGCACAGACGAAGAUGGUGGUGGCAUGCCAUUGCCGGGCGCUCAUGGAACCUGUGGGGCAUGUGGCAUGCCAUUGCCGGGCGCUCAUGGAACCUGUGGGGCAAACAUGCCCCAUCAAGCCACUAGCUAGUGUCAUGCUUGCUACCCAACCAUUGCAAUAUGGUGUUGGCUAUAAUUCUUCUUGUCACAUCCCACAAGUUUGGAUGAUAAAUAAAACUUGGGAAAUGAUGUACGAACUAAAAUGAACAAGUACUUUUGCUUAUAAUUUUAAACUUGUAUGUUUGUGCA